Molecule: messenger RNA, 898 nt
Organism: Aricia agestis (brown argus)
Lineage: Eukaryota; Metazoa; Arthropoda; Insecta; Lepidoptera; Lycaenidae
Product: brachyurin-like
Exons: 6
Coding region: 44-874 (276 amino acids)
Biological process (GO): proteolysis
Molecular function (GO): serine-type endopeptidase activity
Source: RefSeq, a predicted model, not a curated record
CAAACUCACUCAGUGACGGAUAUUAAUUACUUAACUCAGAGUUAUGAUACUGCUUUUGCUGUUGUACCACGUGGUGGUGUGUUCUGGUGGUUACCAUGGUGACGUGGGGGUACCGAAGGCGAGGGAGGUGAUGAUGAUGGAGAGCUUUGGCGUGAGGAUUGUGGGGGGAAGCCAGGUGUCAACUAUAUCCGCUUAUCCGUAUCAGGCAGGCAUAGUAGCCACUCUCACCACCGGUUGGACAUCCAUCUGCGGGGGGGCUCUCGUGUCCACCACGCGCGUGGUCACCGCGGCGCACUGCUGGUGGGACGGCGAGGCCCAGGCGCGCCAGUUCACCAUCGUCCUCGGUUCCUCCACCAUCUUCUCUGGAGGCACCAGGCUGGAGACCAGCGACGUGACCGUCCAUCCGUCCUGGAACACACAGACGAUCACACACGAUAUAGCCAUGGUGAAGAUCAGCGCUGUGAGUUAUACGAACAACAUCCAGGCGAUACCGCUGCCGGCCACGUCGGACGUCAACUUGGACUUCGCCGGACUGACGGCAACUGCCACGGGCUACGGGAAGACCAGCGAUGCUCAAAACAGCUUCCCCACCACCACGUCUCUUCACCACGUGAACCUCAACAUCAUCACCAACUCCGAGUGCCAGAAGUCCUUCGACAUCACACUCCACGGCAGCCACCUUUGCACCAAAGGGACAGGGGGAGUUGGCACCUGUGAAGGGGACUCCGGUGGACCGCUGACUGUGGUGUGGAACACCCAGAGGAUUUUGGUGGGCAUCGUCUCAUUCGGUAUGGGCGACGGCUGCGCGGCCGGCCUGCCCUCCGUGUACACCCGCGUUACCGCCUUCCUCACCUGGAUACAGGGGCAACUCUGAAAAAAGAAAAAAUAAUAGAAUUUC